ACCAGAACGCGAAAGUGAAAGGUGUGCGUCCGUGAACGGUGCAGCAAAGCGCUUGAAGGCAAGCACGAACGCAGCUGCUGGCCACCGGAUUGCAUACCGGUCGAGAUGGUUUUUUACCAUACGUGAGCACGGGACACUCGAAUCGAACCUUGUGCCUGGGCGAGCCCACCCGAUGGAGUUGCAUUCUGUGUCAACGCUGUUCAAAAUGCACCGCUGGAGUAUGCUGACGGUCCUGUGUGCAGCAAGUGUGCUGCUUGGUAGCGUCCGCUGCCAGACCGACGGUUCGCACAAGAUGGAGGUCGUGAAGCAGUGGAACCUGCUUAACUACAACUUCCCGUGGGAUUAUCCGGCCGCCAGCAAGGAGUUCUACAAUCCGGAAAAUGUCGUCGCCACCGGUCUGGAGGUGGGGUACGAUCGUAUUUUUGUUGCCACACCACGCCUGUUCUCCGGCGUACCGGCCACGGUUUCGAGCAUUCCGCGCGGUACCAAUGGUGACUCACCCGUACUGCAGGCAUACCCUGACUGGACGCACCAUCGUGCGGCAACGAAAGAGUACAACUGCUCCGACAUUGGGCUAGUGUCGGUUUAUCGGCUGCGUAUCGAUUCGUGCAACCGACUGUGGGCCCUGGAUGCAGGUGUGUCGCGUUCACUGGAAGACUUUGAAGUGACUUGCCCACCCAAGAUUCUUGUGUACGAUCUGCACACCGACCAGGUGGUACGCCGUAUCGACUUUCCACCGGAGGUAGUGCGACGCGAAUCGUUGUACACUAACUUGAUCGUGGACGAAACAACGUCCCGCCCGGAGAAUAACUGUGAUGAUGUGUUCGUCUACAUUACGGACACGGUUGCACCCGGUAUUGUUGUGUACGACAGUGGUAAGGAUCUAACCUGGCGCGUUAGCCAUCCGGCUAUGUAUCCCGAUCCGGACUUUGCCGAGUCUUCGAUUCUGGAGCAUCGGUUCACGCUGAUGGAUGGUAUCGUUGGAUUGGCAUUCGACAUGGAAGCAGGCAUCGUGUACUUCCAGCCAUUGGCAACUGAUCGCAUCUUCUCCGUGACCACGGCUGCACUCCGUUCUGGACCAUUGCCGUUCGGAAAAGAUCUGCCCGUGAAACUGGUGGGACGUAAGUCUUCCCAAGGUAUUGGUCUAGGCGCUUCUCCGCGUGGUGGCACUAUCUUCUACGCACCAUUGUCCGAAACGGCCGUAGCAUCUUGGAAUCCACGAACGAACGAGCAUCAGAUCCUUGCGCAAGAUCAAGAGAAAAUCCAAUUUGCUGCCGAUCUUCGUACACCAGACCGCGAUGCUACGGCUCUGUACGUGCUGACAUCCAAAUUCCAUCGGUUCUUCCUGAAAAAUCUCGACGCCAACGAGUUCAACACGCGCAUCCUACGCAUCGAUGGCGUUGCCAUUCCAAGUGGACAGCUUGCCUCCCAAAGCCACCUGCGGCCGACGAUUCCCUACGAUACGUUGCACGGGAACGCUUACUAUCAUCCAUCGGUCGUACUACCGGUACCGUACAAACCCUUGCCACCGGGACAAAGCAUUGCUCUACCACCGGCAGCCACAACUUCCACGCCGGUGAGCGUAUUCAACUCGCAGAAUAUGCCCUUUGGUCAUCAUGGUCUCUUCACCAAGCAAUCAACCUUCGGACAUAGCACCAUCCUCGGACAGGGAAAACCAUCGCAACCGUUCUUUGCGCUGAACAACGGUGAAAAGUCCUUCCCUCCAUCAACGAUCGGUUCUCGGCCACAGUACGGUGCAAGUGGAGCUCCGAUAUUCAUACCGAAGAUCAAUCAGAACUUCAACGAUCUGAACCUGUUGCGUUACAGGAAGAGCUUGUCGGUGAAUCAAACGGCUGUACACUGAAGUACAGCAGUGCAGCGCAAAAUUGAUCGAGUGAUAAGUUUGUACAUAAGUUUUUCGUAGAGGACGUUACACAGAAAGAGAUUUUACUGCAAUAGCUUACGGCGACAGACGGCGGAUGGCAUUUGCCGGUGCCGGACGUGGAUGCGAAGAGUAAACAAAAAAAAUAGCGCCAUUGAAACAGUAACACUGCCCAUAAUUGAUCUAAGGUUCUGCGAUCGGAACAGUAAAUACUCAUCGUUAGGUAAGAUGACAACAUUUCUUGUAAAUUGUAUUUAAAACUGAAGCUCAUGUUCUGCAAAAUAAAGCGAAUCUUCAUCCCAUCCUCAA
Anopheles funestus (African malaria mosquito) is the source of this 2191-nucleotide messenger RNA. Its product is annotated as major royal jelly protein 1. The coding region runs from base 173 to 1864 and encodes 563 amino acids. The record is from RefSeq and is a predicted model, not a curated record. Gene Ontology annotation, cellular component: extracellular region. The transcript is spliced from 4 exons. Lineage: Eukaryota; Metazoa; Arthropoda; Insecta; Diptera; Culicidae.